Molecule: messenger RNA, 4801 nt
Organism: Dromaius novaehollandiae (emu)
Lineage: Eukaryota; Metazoa; Chordata; Aves; Casuariiformes; Dromaiidae
Gene: EPS8
Product: EGFR pathway substrate 8, signaling adaptor
Exons: 23
Coding region: 490-2979 (829 amino acids)
Biological process (GO): Rho protein signal transduction; regulation of Rho protein signal transduction; positive regulation of ruffle assembly
Cellular component (GO): ruffle membrane; vesicle; plasma membrane
Molecular function (GO): actin binding
Source: RefSeq, a predicted model, not a curated record
CCUCCCCGCGCCGCCCCGGCACUUUGUUCCCGGCGCGGAGCCGCCGCGCUCGCCGCUGCCCGGAGCCCUGCGGCAGCGGCGCAGCCCCCUGCGGAGCCCGGCGGUGCCCGGGACCCCCUCCACCACCACCAGUGCGCGGCGCAUCGGCGGCCGCGGGAGCACGGCACGCCUGGGAAGUUACAGACGAUCAACACUGCUUGGAGCAUGUAAAUAAUGCAGUACCUUGCCUGACAUACUGGGGAGACUUCUCGAGUUUCUCACUUCAUCGGCUCUCCUGCAAACAACUGAUAAAGGUCGAUUUCCAGUUAGACUGUGAAAAAUUUCCUUUUGGGCAGCCCCCUUCAAAGCGCCCCUGGAGAGAUGUCAGCCACUUGAGCCAGAUCAAGCAGUGGAAGGGACAGCAUCUACCUAGGCUGCAGUUCCCAUCCCAGGCACAUGGCAUCUGCAUAAGUGGUCACUGAUCAUUUCCUUCCGUAAGUGACGAUAAGAAUGAAUGGACAUAUAUCAAACACCCCUCCUGGUGGAUAUGGAAGUUAUUCUCCCCAGAUCAAUGGCUAUGGCUCACCAACAUUUGCUCAGGCAGAGAGGGAGCAGAGUUCAAGAACAAGUGCAAAAGCUCUUUAUGAACAAAGAAAGAAUUACGCACGGGACAGUGCCAGCAGCAUAUCUGAAACAUCGCACUAUCAUGUGGAGCACUUGACCACCUUUGUUUUGGACCGAAAAGAGGCAAUGAUUACAGUAGACGAUGGAAUAAGGAAGCUGAAAUUACUGGAUGCUAAAGGCAAAGUGUGGACUCAAGAUAUGAUUCUUCAAGUGGAUGACAAAGCUGUCAGCUUGGUGGACUUGGAAUCGAAGAAUGAACUGGAGAAUUUUCCUUUAAGCACAAUUCAGCAUUGCCAAGCUGUGAUGAAUGCAUGCAAUUACAAUUCUAUUCUUGCAUUAGUAUGUAAAGAACCAACCCAAAACAAGCCAGAUUUGCAUCUUUUCCAGUGUGAUGAGAUUAAGGCUAGCUUUAUUCAUGAAGAUAUUGAAAGUGCAAUCAGCGACAGCAAAAGUGGAAAGCAGAAGAAAAGGCUUGAAACACUGAGGAUGAUAUCCAAAGCUGACAGUGCCAUCCCUCCGCCCCCGCGGGCACCUGCCCCUGUGCCGCCGGGGACCAUCACGCAGGUGGAUGUGCGAAGCCGAGUGGCGGCAUGGUCUGCGUGGGCGGCCGAGCAGGGGGACUUUGAAAAACAAAGACAGUACCAUGAGCAUGAAGAAACAGCAGAAAUGAUAGCAGCCAGGAUUGACAGAGAUGUUCAAAUUCUGAACCAUAUUUUGGAUGACAUUGAAUAUUUUGUUACCAAACUUCAAAAAGCUGCUGAAGCAUUUGCGGAACUUUCAAAGAGGAAGAAAACUAAGAAAAGUAAAAAGAAAGGACCUGGCGAGGGAGUUCUUACCCUCCGUGCAAAGCCACCACCUGCAGAUGAGUUUGUUGACUGCUUCCAAAAAUUCAAGCAUGGCUUCAAUCUUGUGGCCAAAUUGAAGUUGCAUAUCCAGAAUCCUAGUGCAGCUGAAUUGGUUCAUUUUCUCUUUACACCACUACAUAUGGUGGUGCAGACAACAGGAGGUCCAGAGCUUGCUAGUACAGUACUCAGCCCCCUCCUAACGAAGGAUACUAUAGACUUCCUGCGGUUUACUGUCACCAGUGAAGAAGGGCAGUUGUGGAUGUCGUUGGGUGACACGUGGACCAAAGCUAGAGCGGACUGGCCCAAAGACCACUUUAUCCCACCCUAUGUCCCUCGUUUCCGAAAUGGCUGGGAGCCUCCUUUGCUGAACUUCAUAGGAGCUCCAAAGGAACAAGAACUCAAUCAUUUGGCUGAGUCUGUGGCAAACGUUGCAGAGCAGCAGCGGAAACAAGAAAUGAGAAGAUUGUCAACUGAGCCUCCUGGCGUUCCCGACUACCCCCCGUCCGAUGGGUAUGCAUUCAGUAACACCAUUUACAAAAGAGGGCCUCUGCUGGACCAAGGGGCCGCUGUUGCUGCCUUUAAGCAAACUGUUAGCCGGCAUGUAGAUAGAAACUAUGAAGCACACAGUAAAGCACAGCCCAAGAAAUAUGCCAAAUGCAAGUAUGAGUUUAUGGCAAGAAACAACAGUGAGCUUUCUGUCAUGAAGGAUGAGAUUGUGGAGAUUCUGGAUGACAGGAAGCAGUGGUGGAAGGUUCAGAAUAAAAGCGGCAGUACAGGCUUUGUGCCAAACAACAUUUUGGACCCACUGAGAAAUCAAGAAGGUGGUCCAGGAUGGUCAGAACCCGCAUAUACCCGCACCAUCCAGAAACAAAGGAUGGACCAUGUUGCAAAACAACCUGACCCGGUUCCCGUUACUCCUUCGCCACCUCCAACACCCGCUCCUGUCCCUGUGGCCGUCCCGCUCCCUCCCAGUGCACCAGCGCCGAUACCCGUUCCUGUGCCCAAAGCACCAGCAACCAUCAGCCGCCAGAGCAGCACAUCGAGCGACAGCGGUGGCAGCAGCGCGGCACGCGACAGCCAGAGGCACAAGCAACCUCCUGUGGAUCGCAGGAAAUCCCAGAUGGAGGAGGUGCAGGACGAACUUAUUCACCGGCUCACCAUCGGCCGGAGCGCUGCCCAGAGGAAGUUCCACGUGCCACGACCAAACAUCCCUGUAGUUAAUAUUACUUACGACUCGUCACCUGAGGAUGUCAGAGCGUGGCUGCAGUCCAAAGGGUUCAACCCUGUGACCGUUAACAGCCUCGGCGUGCUGACGGGAGCGCAGCUUUUCUCCCUCAAUAAGGAGGAACUGAGGACCGUGUGCCCGGAAGGGUCUCGAGUCUACAGCCAAAUUACGGUACAGAAAUCUGCCCUAGAGGCUAACAGUGGUAGUUCAGAACUGCAAGAAAUUAUGAGAAGACGGCAAGAAAAAAUCAGUGCAGCUGCCACAGAUUCAGGAGUGGAGUCCUUUGAUGAAGCAAGCAGCCACUAGACAUCUUUCCUCUUAAGUCCAUUGUUCCUAACAUUAUACCAUCAUGCUUUGCUUUAGGAAGCAGUGAAGAAGUCUUAUUACCUUGUAAACGUGACUAAUCACCAUAAAGAAAAUUUACACUUAGUUUUCACAGAAAUACCUGCUGUUGGCUUCUCAUGAUUCAGAAUGAAUAGAUGAGAAAUGCAGUGAAAGUUCCUGACAGGUGAAAAUAUUGGCACUUGAAUUGCUUACACCCAAAGAAAAGUCUUGGCUUUAUGGAAGUAACCAUUCCAUGAUAGAUAAAACUGAAACAUGUCUUUGUUUUGGAUUCAUCCUAGUGAAGCUCAGCCAGCAAUAAAAAGCAUUCGAACCCUAAAGUAAUAGUAAGAUUUUGAAUUCCACCUCCUGAUGUAGUUUGCAAUUCAUCUACAGGAUGUUUAGUUAAGUCAUUGGUGCCAGCAAUCAAAGAGGAAAAGUUUAGAGAAUGAACAGCAGCCCAAACAUAGACUGAAUCUUUCUUGCACCACUCUUGAGAUGUUUUAUUACUAAUGAUGCUGUUUAUGGCAAAAUAAUACUCUGUACUUUGAUUUUAUCAAUGCUUCACUCAUGAUGAACCAUAAUAUUACACAGCAAGGAAUAAAUAAAAAAGUGACACAAGUCAGCUGAAAGAGGUGAUCAGAUCUGCUGUAGGUAGCCAUGAAAGAAUUUGCAGUAUAUUUUUUAAUAGACUUGCAUUUUUUGUUUGUAACUUAACCUGUCAAAAGAACAGUGUAUAAUCUAGACUUCUUUCUGUGUUGAUCCCACAUGUCGAUUUUUCUUAUGUAAAAAGUUGUUAUUGUUCCUUUAUAGACUUAAGCUUUUGAAAAAAUGGAUUCCUGGAAGCAGAAGGGGGAGAAAAGGAACAUCCCUUCCAGCAGAUAUUUUUGAAGAUGCAAUGAUUUUUUUUGUCACAAAAAUAUUUGUUUCACAUGGUCUUGUGAUUUUAUAUAUAAUAUAUGUAUUAUAUAUAAUAUAUAAUAUCACUUAAUUUAGACAUUUAAUCGUCUAGUUUGAUUAAGUUUCAUAGUGCCUUUUUCACAUGAAUCAGCUUAGUCUGCAAUAAACAGUAUUUCCUGUCUGUUAAAUUGUUGUAUCUUUGUGACUACAAAGAUGGUAUUGAAAUAAGAAAGUGUUCUUGAUUUUUGCCAUUAGUUUGCUCUUCCUCUGCAUACAAGGAAAAAAAGAAUCAUAUUCAUUUUUCAUAAAAGAAAAAUUCUAAUCUUAAUAAAGGUGUUUAGUGCCAUUCAUUGUAAAUGUCCUUACAAAUAUUGCUGUGUGUUGGUUAUAUGUCUAUAUAUAUAUAUAUAUAUACAUAUGUAUAUUUUUACAUUUAAUAUAUAUUCUUAUGCCUGUUAAAAGUACAUAGGUGCUACACCUGUCAUUUAAAUGUAGUCUUUCCAGAAUUGGAUCAGGAAGUGAAGAACCCCAAACUGAAGUCUGCAAGCACCAUAGCAAUGACCAAGAUGGAUUCUUGUCUUACUAAGUUGAGGAAACAAUUAUUCUUGAUUGCCUUCUCUCUAUACAAAACAUUUUAACCAGAACAUCUUUUUGAUAACUGCAUCUAGUUAACCUAUAUACAUAACUUUAUGGGAUAAAAUUGUCAAUCUCCCCACGUGUCCUGUCAUCAAAGGUCAAGUCCAGUCCUCCAAAGACUUGAAUUAUUCUCUGAUUCAAAUUUAAAAUUUUCUCUUCCUCAUCCUCUUUAACAAGUGUCUGUACUUAGCCCAAAAAGUGUUCGCUGUACAGCAAAGUGCCCUAUGCUGGGUGAUGAAUGACUAACGAAAUAAAGGAAAAUCUGAAGCUA